GUUUACCUGUGACGUGUUUAUGCCGCGUCAGUACUACCGCUUCCAAGAUGGCGGCCGGAAGCGUUGGGCGACCCGGAAAAGUUAUGUUGGGGGGUUGAGGAAAAUGGCGUGGACCUGCUGCGCUCGCGUAUGGGUCGGACGGGAGUUAUGGACUAGUGGAGUUCGGGCACGUAGAACUACCUUGUAUACUCAACAAAGACAUGGAUUCAGAAGACCAACACAGAAGAACGAUGUCCAAAAUCCUAACUCAAAAGCCAGUACUAAACCACAGAGAAGUGGUUUGUCUCCUCCGGUAGAGGAUGUCAUCUUUCCAACACCUUCCCAUUCAGUGAAGAAGCUUCUGAAGCCAUUCUUCUUCACAGUUGGGUUUUCAGGUUGUGCUUUUGGCACAGCAGCUAUAUGGCAAUAUGAAACUCUCAAAGCAAAGUUCCAGAGGUAUUUUGAGAAUACUCGAGAUGACUGGUUGGAUAGGAUGAAGAUACGUACAGGGUUGGACAUCAGGAGAGAGAUUCACAUAUGGUGGAAAUCUUUGAGUGAAGGGCAACGUGCUGUGUCAGGCAUUAUAGCAGCGAAUGUCUUAGUAUUCUGCUUAUGGCGGGUACCUGCUUUGCAGCGGAUAAUGGUCACAUAUUUUACAUCUAAUCCUGCUUCUCGAGUUUUGUGCUUUCCUAUGGUGCUGUCGACCUUUAGUCAUUUCUCAUUUCUGCACAUGGCAGCCAACAUGUAUGUUCUGUGGAGCUUCUCAACCAGCAUAGUCUCUCUUCUGGGACCUGAGCAGUUCAUUGCAGUCUAUUUCUCUGCCGGUGCUGUUUCCACAUUUGUAAGUUAUGUCUGCAAAGUAGCCACAGGAAGGUUUGGACCAUCACUUGGAGCUGUGAGUCCCACUUCUGAAUCCAAUCUCAUCUACCUUCUUUUCAGAAACUAUACUAAGCAUACUAUGUUAAAAAGGAAAUAGGGUUAUUGGGGGGGGGGGGGUUUAACCUACAGGAGACAUUAUUGAAAUCUAGGGACUUUUCUGUAACCUGAACCCAGCAUCAAAGAAAAAAAUUAGUUAGGUAAACUUUAAAUUUUAUAGCAAUUUUAUUGGAAUACCAUUUUAUACCAAUAUACACUUUUAAAGUUAUUCAAUAAUGGAAUAUUGCAGGUAAUUUAUAUCAUAUGUAGCUUAGUUUUUAGGUUUUGGUUUUGCAGAAGAG
Sphaerodactylus townsendi is the source of this 1196-nucleotide messenger RNA. It is a transcript of the gene PARL, whose product is annotated as presenilin associated rhomboid like. Gene Ontology annotation, molecular function: serine-type endopeptidase activity. The record is from RefSeq and is a predicted model, not a curated record. Gene Ontology annotation, cellular component: membrane. Bases 20 to 955 code for a protein of 311 amino acids. Lineage: Eukaryota; Metazoa; Chordata; Lepidosauria; Squamata; Sphaerodactylidae. The transcript has 7 exons.